UCCACAGAUACAGAUAAAUGGUUUAACGAUUUGUCUCGCAAUUAUUCUCGCAGUCAUGGCGUUAAAUAUGUUUAUUACAUCGAUUGUACUGAGCAACGGAUAUAUUUCGACCUGUCUGCAGUACGUGCAUCGAGUGAAAAGUUUUUUGAUGGUUUCCGGAAACAUGGUAGAAUUGAUAACAAACCGUAUGUCUUGUGGGACUAUUUACGAUUUCAUGGACUACUUACAACCACCAUCGCGACAGGUGACAUAUGAACUGAUCCAUCGACACAAGACCAAUCCACGCGAUUCCGUGAUUAAUACGUCGGCACUGUUAAUUAUAUCUAUUGUACUGUCGUGGUUGAGCACAUUAAUAUGGGUUAUAUUUACGUUUUUUACUUAUUAUUUCAAGUGAAUAGUUAAUAUGGUAGGUUCCUAGUGUUCCUGCCUAUUAAUAAAUGCUUAUACAUCUACUUAAUUAUUGUAUACAAAUUAUAUUUGUGUGUAACAUGCCCUAAACAUUUGAGUGUUUUACUAUAUAGUUAGUAUAUCUAAAUACUUUAUUAGUUUUGAAAAAUAUUGACUUGUAAUAUUUGCUAUUUUGUAGAUUGCAAAACAUUUGGUCGAUUAUUAACCAAUAAUAUCAAUAUUAUUU
Molecule: messenger RNA, 634 nt
Organism: Diuraphis noxia (Russian wheat aphid)
Lineage: Eukaryota; Metazoa; Arthropoda; Insecta; Hemiptera; Aphididae
Source: RefSeq, a predicted model, not a curated record